AUGCAUGCUUUUUUUGGAGAUAGGUAUGUACUGCUCCUGUUGCUGAUCAUGAAAACGCAGUGACUCUUUCAGAACGCACCGUUACUGAGCAGCACACACUGAGUCCCUCUUCUUCAGUGCUUUCAGCCAUCAAUCAGAUCUAUCGUUCACCAUCAUGACUGAGUCUGCCGAGGCGGUGGCUGCCAACGUGAGCAGCAGGAGACACGCCACCAUAGAGAUCACCAACCUGACAAACAACUACUGCUUCCUCAACCCAAAGGUUUAUCUGGAGAGCGGUGAAACCUCCAAUCCACCUCAGCCUACAGUGCGCCCCCUCAAGACCGAAGUGUGUACUUUCAGCAAGACUGCUGCACAUGCCACUGGCAGCGUGGGGGUUCUGACCUAUGACCUCUUUGAGCGAAGAAGAAAUGACUACACUGAGACCCUGGCCAUCAUGUUUUCUGUCCCUUGGGACUACAAUCUGUAUAAAAAUUGGUUUGCUGUGGGCAUCUACCCCAAAGGAAAAGAGUGUGACCAGGCACUUUAUAAAGAAAUGUACUACCAAAAGAACCAGCAUGGCUUUGUGAGGGAGGAGGCCAAUGGGUCAGGCAUUAACUUUGAGGGUAAAAACCUGGACAUCAGGGCCACCAUGUGUCCUAUGGGCAGGGCGAUCGUAAAAGUGGAGGUGUGGGACAAGCUGUUGAGUCCUAUGGCUCAGCUGGAUUGCUAAAUGUAUAAGUUAGUCAGCCAUUUCUGAAGCCAUUACUGAAUCAAAAUAAGAGGUAUUUCUUGAACAAAGAAAAUCAAACUGUACAGAUAUUGGAGUUUGAUUUAUAUAUAUAUAUAUAUAUAUAUACAGUUGAAGUAGCCCCCUGAAAUAAUUUUGACCUUAAAAUGUUUUUUAAAAAAUUAAAAACUGCUUUUAUUCUAGCCGAAAUAAAACAAAUAAGACUUUCUCCAGAAGAAAAAAUAUUAUCAGACAUACUGUGAUAACAUUUAAAAAAGAAAAAAAAUUCAAAGGGGGGCUUAUAAUUCUGACUUCAACUGUAUGUAUAUAUAUGAUUUUUUAUUUUCCCACACACAUUUUUAGUACACAAGCUUCAGGGCUAAGGAUUCUCAAAUAUGUACAUUUAUUUAAAUACUUAAAUAAAAAUUAACAAUAAUAAAAAUGAUUAUUAUUAUUAUUUUCAGUAAAUGAACCCAACACCAUUCUUAAAUUGAAUUUCCCUACUUCACAAAUUAUGCUGGUUUUGAUUAUAAAGUACCUGACAUUUUCUCUUUCAUGUUGAUUCAUGUUCUUAAAUGUUGACUGUUGUUCAUUUUAUGAAGCUGCACCAUAUAAACUAUACAAUACAUUCAGGAAUUUCCAAGAGAAUUGUAAUCAAAUACAAGAGAAACCAAUAAAAUACUAAUGGACAAUUA
Danio aesculapii is the source of this 1401-nucleotide messenger RNA. RefSeq names its product actinoporin-like protein (gene apnl). Gene Ontology annotation, biological process: cytolysis in another organism; monoatomic cation transport; pore complex assembly. Bases 155 to 709 code for a protein of 184 amino acids. Gene Ontology annotation, cellular component: pore complex. Gene Ontology annotation, molecular function: channel activity. NCBI's taxonomy places the organism in Eukaryota, Metazoa, Chordata, Actinopteri, Cypriniformes, Danionidae. The transcript is spliced from 3 exons. The record is from RefSeq and is a predicted model, not a curated record.